CUACCUCCUGGCGGUCACAUUUAUUCAAAGUAGAAGCUGUUUGUAAACACAUCAAAUGUAGCUAUCUACAAAUACAUAUAUUAUCUGUAUUACUGAUAGUCUCGUGAUAUCAAAGACAAUCUGCCGUUCAAGACAUUCCUGCGAGCAAGACAGCAGGGAAGCAAAGUAGAUUAGACUAGUGGAUAGCCUUAUUGGCAGACGUGGGGACUAAGACGCCUUCUAGCUAGCUAGCAAGCUAAUGUUCUCAACGACUGUCAGCUAGCUGUUCUUUCCACAGGAAGAUGAUUUCCCAGGUCUUUAUCUUGUCCUCCAAGGGAGACCACCUAAUCUACAAAGACUUUCGUGGCGAGGCUGGAAAUGAGUCUGUCAACAUUUUCUACAAGAUGGUCACCGCGCUGACAGAUGACCAACCACCAGUGGUCAUGAGUCGGAAAGACCUGCACUUUGUUCACAUCAAACAGGGAGGACUAUACUGGGUUGCCACGACGACGGCAGAUGCCUCUCCAUUCACCAUCAUCGAAUUCCUCAACAGGUUAACAGCCCUGAUAAAGGACUACUGUGGGAAUCUAACAGAGAAGUCGGUACGGAUGAACUUUGCCCUCAUAUAUGAGCUGUUGGAUGAAGUUGUGGACUAUGGUUAUAUCCAGACGACCUCUACUGACAUCCUGAAGAACUUCAUCCAGACUGAGGCCGUCAGCUCCAAACCUUUCAGCCUGUUUGACCUCAGUAACGUCGGCCUGUUUGGAGCAGAGACUCAGCAGAGCAAAGUGGCUCCAAGUGCCGCGGCCUCGCGGCCCAUCAUGUCCAGCCGGGGAGAACAGGGAGGGAAAAAUGAGAUAUUUGUGGAUGUGAUCGAGCGGAUGUCUGUGGUCAUUGGUUCCAACGGAGUGUUGAUGAAGGCUGACAUAGAGGGGGAGAUCAAGGUGAAAUGCUACAUGCCCAGCUGUUCUGAGAUGCGUAUAGGACUAAAUGACGAGUUCAACAUAGGGAAGUCUCAACUGAGAGGCUACGGGGCAGCGGUUAGGGUGGAUGAAUGCAGCUUCCACCAGGCUGUGAAACUAGACGAGUUUGACUCCUACAGAAUCCUGAAAGUCUGUCCCAGCCAAGGAGAGCAAACGGUGAUGCAGUACCAGCUGUGCGAUGACCUGCCCACUCCAGCCCCCUUCCGCCUAUUCCCCACCAUAGAGAGAGACAACGGUGGCAGGUUGCUGCUGUAUCUGAAACUGCGCUGUGACCUGCCACCUAAAAACUCUGCUAUUAACGUGUCGGUGACUAUACCUGUCCCCAAAAAUUCAUUAAGCCUGUCCCAAGAGCUGAGCAGUCCGGAUCAGAAAGCAGAGCUGCAGCCCAGGAACAAGGCCAUCCUCUGGGAGAUCUCUCGUUUCCCUGGGGGCUCCCAGCUCUCCGCUCUGUUCAAGUUGGAGGUCUCAGGCUUGAGCUCGGCCUCCAUGCUGGAAGUAGGUCCGGUCAGCCUGAGCUUCGAGGUGCCAAAGUACACCUGCACGGGACUGCAAAUCAGAUUCCUCCGCCUCUCGCCGAUUCAGCCCGGACCGUCUCAGCGCUGGGUCCGCUAUGUGACUCACUCAGACUCAUAUACGAUCCGCAUCUGACUCCCACACACACACUGCACUAUCACGUUAGAGCUGGCUAGUCCAUUUGUCGAGAGCAGGUUCUGGUUUUCCUAUUCCAACUGAUGCUAUUGAAUUUCAGUGACUUGGAUCAAAACACAAGCCAUGUUUGAAAUGGAGAGACAAAAUGUUGGAAAAAUAUAAUUUUUUAUUAAAGUGUGAUAUUUA
Molecule: messenger RNA, 1796 nt
Organism: Osmerus eperlanus (European smelt)
Lineage: Eukaryota; Metazoa; Chordata; Actinopteri; Osmeriformes; Osmeridae
Gene: ap4m1
Product: adaptor related protein complex 4 subunit mu 1
Exons: 16
Coding region: 282-1610 (442 amino acids)
Biological process (GO): protein targeting; Golgi to lysosome transport; intracellular protein transport
Cellular component (GO): cytoplasmic vesicle; trans-Golgi network; clathrin adaptor complex
Source: RefSeq, a predicted model, not a curated record